GCUAUGAACGAUUCAAUAAGUGACAAACUUCAGUUUUUAUGUUCAAGUCAAGUCAUAUGAUCAACUCCUGACUCCAAUUUAGAUUGGAAAACACAAUAAUAAAGAUAGAAAACUGGGCGAGUCUUCAGUAUUUUUAGAGAUUGAAAUUAACAUUGAAAUUUUCGACGGAAAUUAAUUUUACGAAAAUCUAAAAAUGAAAGGUUGUAUGUUUAACAUUGAUGGUGGAUAUUUAGAAGGACUCUGUCGCGGAUUUAAGUGUGGAAUUCUUCAGCAGAGUGAUUAUCUCAAUCUAGUACAAUGUGAAACACUAGAAGAUUUAAAGCUGCAUUUAGCUGGAACGGAUUAUGGUAGUUUUUUGGCUAAUGAACCAUCGCCUCUCUCAGUCAGUGUGAUUGAUGAUAAGUUAAGGGAAAAAUUGGUGGUAGAAUUUCAACAUAUGCGAAAUCACUCAGUAGAACCUUUAUCUCAAUUCUUAGAUUUUAUUACAUAUAGUUAUAUGAUCGAUAAUAUUAUUUUGCUUAUCACUGGAACACUGCAUCAACGCCCCAUUUCAGAAUUAAUUCCAAAAUGCCAUCCUCUUGGCAGUUUUGAACAGAUGGAAGCAAUUCAUGUUGCAGCAACACCUGCUGAGUUAUACAAUGCUGUUUUAGUUGACACACCACUUGCACCCUUCUUUGUUGAUUGUAUUUCUGAACAAGAUCUAGAUGAAAUGAAUAUUGAAAUUAUUAGAAAUACACUGUAUAAAGCUUAUUUAGAAGCAUUUUUUAAAUUUUGUAAAGAAAUUGGUGGUACGACUGCUGAUACUAUGUGUGAAAUUUUGGCUUUUGAAGCAGAUAGAAGAGCUAUUAUUAUUACAAUUAAUUCAUUUGGUACAGAAUUAGGAAAAGAUGAUCGAGCAAAAUUAUAUCCCCGUUGUGGUCGUCUUAAUCCUGAUGGUUUAGCAGCUUUGGCAAGAGCUGAUGAUUACGAACAGGUUAAAGCUGUUGCUGAAUAUUAUGCGGAAUAUGCAGCUCUUUUUGAUGGAGCAGGAAACAAUCCUGGAGAUAAAACAUUGGAAGACAAAUUUUUUGAACGUGAGGUUCGUCUAAAUGUAAAUGCUUUCCUUCAACAGUUUCAUUUUGGUGUAUUUUACAGUUAUUUAAAACUUAAAGAACAAGAAUGUCGUAAUAUUGUUUGGAUUUCAGAGUGUGUAGCUCAGAAACACCGUGCUAAAAUCGAUAAUUAUAUACCAAUCUUUUAAAUUAAUUUAUUCAUUUUUCAAUAAUUAUU
Molecule: messenger RNA, 1269 nt
Organism: Ceratosolen solmsi marchali
Lineage: Eukaryota; Metazoa; Arthropoda; Insecta; Hymenoptera; Agaonidae
Gene: VhaAC39-1
Product: V-type proton ATPase subunit VhaAC39-1
Exons: 6
Coding region: 194-1240 (348 amino acids)
Biological process (GO): proton transmembrane transport
Cellular component (GO): proton-transporting V-type ATPase, V0 domain
Molecular function (GO): proton-transporting ATPase activity, rotational mechanism
Source: RefSeq, a predicted model, not a curated record